Molecule: messenger RNA, 1984 nt
Organism: Mercenaria mercenaria
Lineage: Eukaryota; Metazoa; Mollusca; Bivalvia; Venerida; Veneridae
Exons: 2
Coding region: 180-839 (219 amino acids)
Source: RefSeq, a predicted model, not a curated record
UUUAAUUCGUGUCAAGCUGUUUAGAUAAUGUAAUCAUCUAUAAGAAAGCAUUUCUAUCUGUUUAGAUUUCUAGAAUAACAAAAAAAUAUUAUCAAUGUUAAAUUAUCGCAUUUUCAUAGGAUCGCUGUCUAGGAGAUAAACAGGAUUGUUCCCACAGAAACGUAAAAUAAUUACUCGUUAUGGCAUCUGCUGAGAGUGAGACUGAAGAAAAAGUUACAAGUGUAUCUGCAGAAGGAAACGAUGAUGAAACUGACGAUAAUUUAUCUGAUGUUGAUUAUCUUCAUAAUGAACUUGCAAACGUUAACAGAAAACUCGAAGUCAUGCAUCUGGCAUUGGAAAAAGCUCGACAAGAUCAUAAGCAUACUAUAGAGUCCAAAGACAAAGAUAUCCAUAAUCUACAAGAGCAAAUUAACGAUAUGCAGGGAAACGUCGACCGAUUAAAGUUUGAAAAGGAAAGACUGUUGUCGAAAGGAAACCUUCGUGAGAUUGACAUGGCUGGUUUGAAGAGGGAAAUAGACAAUUUAAAGUUACAACUACACGAGACUGAAGCAAAAGCCAAAAAGCGCGAAGACGUUAAUGCGGUUCUUAUGGCACAAGAACAAACGAUAAAGGAAGAACUGAAAGAAGAACUCAAAGAAGAGAUGGAUAGAAACACACAAGCAUUGCAUGAUGAUAUGUUAGCUAUAUUGAGAGAAGUACAAGCGGAGAAAAAAGAUGUUGCUGCAAUUCUUCAAGAGGUUCAGACAGAAAAGAAAAACGUGGCUGAGGUAAAAAGAGGAAUGCACAAACUAACAAACAAAGGGAAAUAUCAUAAGCAUUGCAUGGAAAAUAAAUACUAACAUUUUUACAUUUACUGGAUGCAUUGCUUUGGGUGUUAAUUUCAUAUUUUGAUAUGAUACCUUCAUUUUUAGUGUGGAAACCAUUGCCAUAAUAUGUCAUUCAUGUUAGUUUGUAUCAUUGGUGUUUUUAUUUUCUUUGUCACUGCAAUGAACACUACCUAGUUUAUAUUAAGUAACCACAUUUCCGUCAUAAAAUCAUGUGUUGUUAAAGCCUCUUGUCCAACUUGUUUAUUGUUGGUAACUUUAUAUGUUUGAACAUGUAGUUUUUUUACUACGUCAUCUAUAUAACAGGGCCUUAAAAUGGCUGCAUGGUUAAGGUCGCCGGCCUCAAAUCUCCUCAGAUAUUUGAGAGACGAUUUUCAGAGCAUGUAUCAUUUGAAAGUAUGAUUCAGUAUCUGCUAUCUGCUUAGCAUAUGUCACUUCUAGAACAAGUGAAAGCAUAUUUGUGCUGUCUUUAGUUGCAUUUAUUGCAAUUCAGCUUAUCAUAUACAGCACAAAACAAGAACAAAGAUAAAAAAAACUAAAAUGAAGCCGCCAUUAAACGGACUUAACCAUACAGCGGUUUAUGUAUGAUUGUGAAUAUCUUUUAAUCUAAUCAAACACUCUCUAAGUAAUUUAAAGACGGAGUUAACGUCAUUUUCAUAAGUCUUCAGGAGACAUUCAUUUUCAAACUUUUUCUCAGCAUACAUAACCUUGUUACUGUAUCUAAUUACCUCAUUUAUACCUAAAGUUUUAUAAUGGGAUCUUCCAGCUUUCAAUUUGGACAAGUAUAUUACUUUAAAUAGGGGUGUUUUGCAGGAUUCUGUUGCAAAAAGCUAUGAAUUUAAAUCCGGAGCAGACGAAUUUGUUCUUGUCGUCUAGUUUGGAGUGUAGAUGCUUGAAAAUGAAUAUAUAUUUAAUGAACUCUAGGCACGAAUGGGUUUUAAUUAAGUUAAAAGAGAUAACAAAAACGAAACUGCAUAACGUAAACAUUCCAAAUCCAUCAAUCCUAAAUGCAUUAUAACACCUGUGUUGCUAUGUUCAGGAGUUUUUAUUGUAAAGGAAGAGUUUAUCUGUUGUUCAGCAAGAAAUUCCUUUUUUGAUAAAUAAAACGAAACUUCAUUUCAAUUGAUCUGACAAAGAUUACGAUAUGAGCCGCGCCAUGA